AUGACUCAAGAAACUAAGGGCGUUCAAUUGGGGCUCAAGACGGACGAACUCGGGGAUGGACGCCAAACCGCCGUGACGCCGUCUGUGGGACCGCAAGCUGAGAACAAGCCGCUAACUCCCCCUAAUGGAGGAUGGAUGGCUUGGCUUCAGGUCUCUGCCGCCUUCGUCCUCUAUUGGAACACCCUUGGACUACUUAACGGCUUCGGUGCUUUCCAAACUUACUAUGAAGAAUCAUUGCUUAGCACUGAGUCGCCGUCGGCCAUCUCAUGGAUCGGUUCCGUUCAGGUCUUCUUCCUCAUGGCCGGCGGUGUCUUCUUCGGCCCGCUUUACGACUUAGGCUACGCGCGCUCAAUGCUCAUCGCGGGCACGUUCCUUGUAACGUUUGGCUUCAUGAUGACUAGCAUCAGCACGGAAUACUACCAAAUAUUCUUGGCUCAGGGACUCUGCGUCGGCAUCGGAACCGGCUGUCUCUACAUUCCCGCCAUCACCUUGGUUCCGGCCUACUUCACCACUAGACGGGCCAUGGCGAUGGGCGUCUCCGGAGUGGGAAGUAGUUUAGGCGCGACUCUCUAUCCCCUCAUCUUUGAGAGACUCCAGCCGCAAAUAGGGUUCGGCUGGACUGUCCGUAUCAUCGCGUUUAUUAACCUAGCUAUGUGCUCCUAUGCCAUAAUCAUAGCAAGGCCUCGCCAGAAGUCCGCGCGGUCCAGCACCUCUCAAGGGCUAAGUUGGGCUUCGCUCAAGGAGGUUGCCAAGACCGCCGAACUCAAGGACUCGCGCUACGUUAUCCAAUGCGUCGCUAUAUUCUUCAGCAACGUCGCAUUUUUUGAACCUCUGUACUAUCUACAGAGCUACGCCCAGUCUCACGGAAUGGAGGGGCAGGAUCUAGCCAACUAUCUGCUGGUCAUACUUAACGCCGUUGCCAUCCCAGGCCGUAUCAUACCCUCGUAUAUCGCGGACAAGGUUGGCGUGCUAAAUACCUAUAUCGGAAUCUGUGCUUUUACGGCGGUGAGUGUCUUCUACUGGAUCAGCGUGAAUAACCGAGCUGGAAAUAUCGCCUUCUCGGUACUGUAUGGUUUCUUCUCCGGCAGUGUUGUCACCUUGGCGCCGGUCGUUCUGGCAAGCAUUACCGACGACCUUAGUAUCUUAGGCACGCGGCUGGGCUUCGUUGCUGUGCUGAAGGGUAUCGGGUCCCUGAUCGGACCUCCUAUUGCCGGUGCCAUCCUAGGCGCCACGGAUAGCUAUCUCGGUGUCCAACUUUUUUCCGGGCUUGCUAUAUCGCUUACCGCUGUGUUUGCUAGUCAGUUACGAAUUGUGGUGGCUCGUCAUAAGAAGUUGGAGAAGGGGAGAUCUGAGAGCGAGAGCGAGCCUAACAAUGAGUCGGAAAAGGCAGCUUAG
Messenger RNA from Annulohypoxylon truncatum, 1395 nucleotides. Its product is annotated as MFS general substrate transporter. Gene Ontology annotation, biological process: transmembrane transport. NCBI's taxonomy places the organism in Eukaryota, Fungi, Ascomycota, Sordariomycetes, Xylariales, Hypoxylaceae. The record is from RefSeq and is a predicted model, not a curated record. The transcript has 2 exons. Bases 1 to 1395 code for a protein of 464 amino acids. Gene Ontology annotation, molecular function: transmembrane transporter activity. Gene Ontology annotation, cellular component: fungal-type vacuole membrane.